Xiphophorus couchianus (Monterrey platyfish) is the source of this 4409-nucleotide messenger RNA. RefSeq lists its product as uncharacterized. The transcript has 6 exons. Lineage: Eukaryota; Metazoa; Chordata; Actinopteri; Cyprinodontiformes; Poeciliidae. Gene Ontology annotation, biological process: SCF-dependent proteasomal ubiquitin-dependent protein catabolic process. Gene Ontology annotation, cellular component: SCF ubiquitin ligase complex. The record is from RefSeq and is a predicted model, not a curated record. The coding region runs from base 2175 to 4091 and encodes 638 amino acids.
UACCCGGAAAGAACCCACGCAUGCACAGGGAGAACAUGCAAACUCCAUGCAGAAAGACCCCGGGCCGGGAAUCGUACCCAGGAUUCGAUUGUAGCUUGUACCCCUUGUAGCUGCAACGCAACAGUGCUACCAACUGCGCCACUGUGCAGCCUUUAUCCACAAUGUAUUCUAUAAUAAUAAUAAUAGUAUACUUACAAGUGCCUUAUUUACAGCUGCAAAAACGAAAAAAAGGGGGAAAGAUGUAAUACAAGCCCAGCUACUGGAGGACAACAAAGGUUGUUCAGUUCAAUGCUGCCCCACUCUGGUUUAAACCUAUAGUUCAGAUUGUUUGAAUUGGUGUCCUGUGAGAUAGUUAGCAGUAGUCAGUACCUUACUUGCAGAAGACAGAUGUUUUAUCAAAGAAAAAACUGAAGAUUUAUCUUAUUUGGGGAAGGUUAGUUUCACUAAACAAAGUAAUUUUCAGUCACAGUCAAACUUAGAAAUGUCAUGCCGAUGUGAGCCAGUGCUUUGUGAGCUAAUGGCAAUCUUCUUUUCCACUUGAAUAGUAUGAGAAUGUUUGGAGGAGGUUGGACUUAAACUUCAACCAUUCCCUUUGUAACUUCUAAAGGAUAGAUUGGACUUCCUCAUUAUUUUUUUUUCUGAGGAAAUAAGAGAAUUUACAAGAAGUUCAUUUUCCUGGAUGUAGAGGGACAUCUAAUCCUUGAGAGAUUGAUGCAUUUGAAAAACAAAAAACUAUAAAUAUUUAGUUAGGCUGAAUUAAAUAUUUGACUAAAUGAGCAAUGAAUCAUUCUGGCGUCUAGUUAAAGGUGUGUCCCUUCCACAUCAAUAUAUAAUUGUUCCCAUGUGAAUAGCCUAUUGUGGAGCUUGUUCCUAUCUUCUAGAUAAAAUUGGCCUAUGUUUCUAUUUAUAUAAUUGUGAUACAAAAAAAAAUCAUACAAAAGCGGAUGAAUGGCUUUUGUGGCUUAUUUCUAAAAAUAAAGCAGUCUGUUUUUUUGCCUAUUUGUUGCAGAUUCUCAUCUCUCAGUUUCUCUUUUCAAUCUGUUUUUUUCAUCAUCUCAAUGACUUAAUGACAUUUACACAUAACUGAUCAUGAGACACAGACUACUGAUGCAAGUCAGUAAGGAAAUGAGACCUAGUUUUAUCUGCCUUCAUAAGCUGUGUUUCGCAGUAAGUAAAGCAGUAAUAGUUGAGGGCCGCUCAUAAAAAUAUAUAAUUAUUUAUUUAGUCGUUUAUGUCUUCAAGAAAGAACAGUCUUGUUUGCACUUACUUUUAUGUUCUCAAUGAGGAACAGAAAGUUUUAGGAGGUCUUUUUCAGGAAGUGUGAUUGCUUAAUUAUGUGGGAAGGAUUGAGACCUGGUUACCAAAGGUUUUCUAGCUUGUCAAUGGUCUCUAGAAAAAUCAUUUUCAUAUCCAUGGGUCCUAUUGCUCGCCCUGACUGAAAGAUGAGAUUUAUGAUGUGAAAACAGUUAGCAACCACCAAGUCAAACAAAAACGCUGUGGAUGAAGAACGUUUUUUAUUCCACAAUGCGCUGAACAGCAGAUCUAACAAGUUUUCACUCGUGAGUUGUGUGUGUUCAUUUCCAGCAACUACAAUGUUUUCCUUUAGAUACAUGAUAUCAUGAUAAAUCUUUAUUUAUGCUUUCUGUGUUUUUCUUUUUUUAUUUCACUCAGUAAAAUGGGCACAAGAAGUAAACGCCUGCUUUAUGUAUAUUCAGUGGUCGCAGUUCUUCUAUAAUCAGCAGUUCUCGAACAGUUCGGUUGUGUGUGCUUUCUCACAUGUUUACGAUGUUUAAAUCGAUGUUAUUCACAAUUUAGACGGCGAAGUGCCGACAUGUCAUAAAUCUGACUUACUUUGAAUGUCGUUGGAAAUACCUGCGACCUUUGAACGUAUCAGAUACUACAGUGGGGACUUUAAGCCCUGCGUAAUGUCUUUUAGGCUUAAAUUGGGCUACUGUGAACCACUGGCUCAUCCUCAGCGAAAGUUUUAACAGAUUUAAUGUUUAUGUGUAAUGCAGAACUGAAACCAUAACUAUUGUUUGAGAGACUGCAUUGUUUUAUUUGCAUCCACCUGGAGGGAGAGCUCCCGCGAGACUAAACUCAGAUUUCAAGCACUGUUAGAUCUGGAAGAAGCGUUCAGUGUCUCCUGCAGCUCGGACACUAGCUCAAAGCCCAUCAUGCCUCUGUUUCGGGCUUUGGAUGAACAGGCAGAGGCAAAGGCUCGGCCCAGGCGGAGGGGCCUGAGGAACACCAAGGCCACUGGAAGCUGCUGGAGGAUGCGUGAUGAUGACCGGGUCCUUUCUCUGACACGCCUCUGCCUGUUGAGCCUCGCUGACAAUAUGAAGGACCUGUGGGUGAAAGACUAUGCUGACAACUAUCUUGAUCAUUAUUCAUUCAGAUACAUCAUGGGGCCUUUCAAUCUACUACCUGGUGAGCUGGUGGAGGAGUUGACGUGGCUGCUGUCCAAUAGAAAGCAGCUGUCUCGGGCAGCGCUCCACCUCCUGCUGGUCCCCCACCUAAAGGGUCUGUCCCUAGAGAGGUGUCCUGGCUUGGUGACCCCGGCAUUGUGUGCUCACAUUGCUGCCCGCUGCCAGGGUCUGCGGAGUCUGGACCUGUCUGGAGCACAGCAGCUACCUCCAAAGGCCCUCUGUGAAACCAUGUCCAGUCUACCUGCUGUGCGGUCGCUGUCCUUGGCCGGCAUGCCUUGUGACAGGAGUGUGAUCCAAACGGUUGCCCGCCACUGCCGUUUGCUGCAGCACCUCGACGUGUCCCGCUGUCACCUCCUCUCCCCGGCUGCUCUGCUUCCUCUCGGUGGUGUGGUUUUGAGGCCAUCCUCGUCCUCCUUUUCUUCAACCUCGUCUCCUCUCCCGCUCAGCAGCCUGUUGGCUCUGGAUAUUGGGUUUGGGGAACAGGAAGAAGACUCUACCGUGGCAGCAGCCUAUCUCCUUCUCUCUCUGCCUUGCUUGAAAAGAGUGGCCUUGGAGGGCCUUGGACCGGCCUGCCGUCUCAUCGAGCAGAGGGAGUUCAGCCAGGCAGAUGAAUUUGCUGACAGGGAAGGUGUUUCCAGCCUGCACCUCGUGUGGAGGGAAAGGCUGCUCGGGCAGAGCUCGGAAAGUUGGAUGACGAUGAGAGGGAAAGAAUCUACUGAUAAUGGAGAGGUGGAGAGCCCAUUAUUGGAGGACGGCUGUGACACUGAAGAAGAUUUAAUCAAAGAUGAGUGGCCUUUUUGCUUACAAAUCCAAACAGAGGAUAGGAUGCAGAAUUUGUCCCAGUCAGGCCUGAUCCUGCAGCUCAAAGACGUUAAAGGUGUAACCUGUGAGUCUCUGAGGAGUUUAGGAAAUUUGUGUCCAGGUUUAAACUCUUUAUCCCUGAACAUAGGCAAGCAGGGGCCACUAUUAACUGCUGAUUUCCAGACGUGGUCAGGCCAGCUGCUCAAUCUUUCAUUUAUUUACUCUGGCCCAGUGGUAGAUCUUCUUCCUGCCUUGCAAGUCGCAGGUUGCUCACUGAUCUCUCUGACGUUGGAGGAGGUGAAAACCAGGACUGACACCCCACUACUGGAGCUCAUCAGAGUCUGUCCCAGACUCAGAGACCUCCUUAUCUCUGCUGAGCCUCCUGCUACACCACAGUAUGAAACUAACGACAAUCAGCAGGAUGAUCAAGAUCUCCCAAAGCUGCCAAAUCUCCGCUCUCUCAAGCUCAGUUUCUCCUAUGAGCACAACCAAAUGAAGCCCUUGAUGUACUGGAUGUCCCUAAAGGAAGUGAUCAGGUGUCUCCUGAUUGGCUCUCCUUUACUCGAGAAUCUCUCUUUGAUCUCCUUGCCGUGCCCUUUAAACUGCGUCAUACAGGACACCCUGCGUAGUGUGAAUCUGGAUAUGAAUCCCAAUGCAGAUUCCUCUGGCUUACCGCCACCGCCACUUGGAAGGAUCGAGCAUAUUGAUCUGCUGCGAACAGAUGUGCAGAUGAGCACUGUGAAGAGCGUGAUGCAAUUGAGCAAGAGGCUCAAGUACGUGGAUGUAAGUUACUGCUGGCGGAUCAGUCAGCGUGAGUGGCUAGACUGCAAGAAGUUCAGACAAGUCGAAGUUGUCUGGGUGUAAUAAAAAGAGGGGAGGAUUUUAACACUAAGGCGUCUUAUAGGGAAUCAAAAUACACUUUUACAUGUUAAAUUGUAUAUUUAUCAUAGUCUCUUUGGAUAAUUUAUGUUUGUUUUUUGUAACAGACUGAUCUUUUUAAUUCACUAUUAUGGAAAGUUGUAUUUUAAUAACCAAUUUAUAUUAACUUUACCCUCUGAAUAUACUUGUGACGCGACUGAAAAACAAACAUUUAAAGUGUUUGAGAAAUCAUGUGGAAAUCACCAUAUUUUUUUCUUUUUAUGAAACUGACAAUAAAUUCACAUUGGAUUGAAAGCAACAAUA